CAUACUUCUGGAAGUUUGAACGACCUGGUUCUCCUUAGAAGAAGAAGAAGAGUAACUUCCGGUGAAAAUGGCGCAGGGCUCUCAGAAGUUCAAGGCUCAGCGGCCAGGAGCGACCAAGAAAGGCCAGCACAACAAGCAGAAAGGACCGAAGAAAGGAGGACGGAUCAUCGCACCCAAGAAGGCUCCGGUGGUUCAGCAGCAGAAGCUGAAGAAGGGUCUGGAGGUGGCCAUCAGGAACAAGAUUGAACAAGAGGUGACCCAGAGGGCUAGCUCCUCCCUCCACAAGCCGCUGGCGGUGGUGAAAGGCGCUGAGACCAAAGGGCCGCCUGGUGCUGGCCGUCCUGGAAGCAGCUCUAAGUAAAAGACUGUCCUCCUGAAGCAGGAGACGGAAUCCUGCGGACCCCCAGGAUCAGAGGCAUCUCUGUGAUGACCACCCCAUCAGGAUCAGAGGAAUCCUCUGUGAUCCUAACUGGAUCUCCACGCUCAUGUGAAGGAGAUCUGAUGACUGCACCCCGUAUGUGACAAUGGAUUGUAGCUCCACAGAUUCACCGUGUUUAAUCCCACUUACAUUUUCUGGGACGAUUUGAAGAAGUGUAUUUACUCCUCAGUCUGGAGAAGAUUGUCCAUUUGAAUCAAUAAAAUCGUUUAUUUUAGUCUUCAUGA
Messenger RNA from Oryzias melastigma (Indian medaka), 663 nucleotides. RefSeq names its product linkage group 1 C19orf53 homolog (gene lg1h19orf53). The coding region runs from base 68 to 361 and encodes 97 amino acids. The record is from RefSeq and is a predicted model, not a curated record. Lineage: Eukaryota; Metazoa; Chordata; Actinopteri; Beloniformes; Adrianichthyidae. The transcript has 3 exons.